Messenger RNA from Ostreococcus tauri, 1068 nucleotides. Its product is annotated as Cyclophilin-type peptidyl-prolyl cis-trans isomerase, conserved site. The record is from RefSeq and is a predicted model, not a curated record. NCBI's taxonomy places the organism in Eukaryota, Viridiplantae, Chlorophyta, Mamiellophyceae, Mamiellales, Bathycoccaceae. Gene Ontology annotation, molecular function: peptidyl-prolyl cis-trans isomerase activity. The transcript has a single exon. Bases 1 to 1068 code for a protein of 355 amino acids. Gene Ontology annotation, biological process: protein folding; protein peptidyl-prolyl isomerization.
AUGCGCGCCGCCCUGUUCGCGUGCGGACGCGCCGUCGUCGCGCCCCGGUCGCUCGCGCGCGCCGCCUCGAGGUCACACGCGAUCGUCGGUCGUCCACGCGUGGUCCACGCGCGCGCGAUGAGCGGUGGGGCCCAGCGCGCGCGCGACGGUGACGCGGUGAAGAUACACUACGUCGGAACUUUGGAAGACGGCUCGCAGUUUGACUCGAGCCGCGACCGCGGGGAACCGAUCGCGUUCACGGUGGGGAGCGGACAAAUGAUCAAGGGCUUCGAUAACGGCGUGCGAGACAUGGCGGUGGGUGAUCGUAAGACGAUCGAGUGCGCGCCGGCGGAGGCGUACGGGGAAAUUCGACCGGAGAAUAUCCUGCGCGUGCCCAAGGGAGACGUCGUGGACGCGGUCGGUGAGGAUUACAUCAAGGUUGGAGAAAAGUUGAUGGUUGGACAAGGCAUGCCGGCGACCAUCGUGGAGGUGACGGAUAGCGAGGUCGCGCUCGACGCCAACCACCCGUUGGCGGGUAAGACGCUGAAUUUUGACAUUGAGUUGAUGUCCCUCGACCGCGUCGACGUGAAGCACAACUCCAAGUUCAAGUGCUUCUUCGACAUCACCAUCGGCGGCGAGGCGGCGGGACGCAUCGUCAUGGAGAUUCGCGGCGACGUCACGCCGAAGACUGGGGAAAACUUCCGUCAGCUUUGCACGGGUGAGGCUGGUUUCGGUUACAAGGACUCUCCGUUCCACCGCGUCAUCCCGGGCUUCAUGUGUCAGGGCGGUGACUUCACCAACCGCAACGGCACCGGCGGCAAGUCCAUCUUUGGCAACAAGUUUGAGGAUGAAAACUUCACGCUCAAGCACACCGGUCCGGGCAUCUUGUCCAUGGCGAACGCGGGCCCGAACACGAACGGUUCUCAGUUCUUCUUGUGCACCGCCGAGACCGCGUGGUUGGACGGCAAGCACUGCGUCUUUGGCUCUGUUGUCGAGGGCAUGGAUGUCGUGCAAAAGGUCGAAGCCGUCGGCUCUCAAAGCGGCAAGACGAGCGCUGAAGUGCUCAUCGCGGACUGCGGUGAGCUCUAA